ACAAUUCAUACCAUCACACUUCGUACUUAAAUUCAAUUGUGAGUCAGUUUUGACGGGUCUAUCUAGACGUCUACCAACCGUCUAGUGCCAAGUAGGUGAAUAGUUCGGAGCCGUAUCGCAUUCCGCCAACAGCGUAUUCUUUGCGUGGAGCAACACACUAGUUCCGAAACCCAAGUGAUCGGGCCGUUGAAUCCAAAAUUCAAUUCAUAAAAUUUCCGAUUCUCUCUCAUCGGAAAACGAACACAAUCACAGCUUCAGAGUAGAGAGAAAGAGAGAGAAGCUUCGACCUUCAAGAAACCCGUCAAUGGCGGGCAACGCAGAUGAUGACGAUGCAGCUCCUCUCAUAAUGUCGCCGCCAUCUCCCAUUCUUCCUACGGCCGCGAUCGACAUUGAAGCUGGUCCUUCUGAACAAAUUCAAUGCCGUAUUUGUCUCGAAACUGACGGUAGAGACUUUAUUACUCCAUGUAAGUGCAAGGGUACGUCAAAAUAUGUACACCGAGAAUGUUUGGAUCAAUGGCGAGCUGUGAAGGAAGGGUUUGCGUUUGCCCAUUGCACUACUUGCAAGGCUCCUUAUUAUCUGAGGGUUCAUGCUCUUGCUGACCGAAAAUGGCGGACCUUGAAAUUUCGGUUUUUCGUGACGAGAGAUAUUCUGUUUAUAUUUCUAGCUGUUCAGCUUGUAAUCGCCUCACUGGCAUAUAUAGUCUAUAUGAUUGAUGGCUAUCAAGAUUUUUGGCUACAGCUUUAUUGGGGCUUUGAUAAACACUUCAGCUUUUACUACAUUUGCGGUGCUCUUUUGUUUUUUGCUUUGCUUGGUUUAUCGGGUUGUUUCAUAACUUGUUAUGAUAGAAGGGUGCGAAAUGAUCUGGCACAACCUUGUCGAGAACUUUGUCUUUGUUGCUGCCAUCCAGGACUAUGCGCAGACUGUCAUUUACCUGGAACGCUUUGUAUGUGGACUGACUGUACUGCAUGCUGUCAAGGCUGUGCCAGUUCAAUUGGUGAGUGUGGUAGCUGUUUGGGAGGUGCUGGAGAAGCCGGAUUACCGUUGUUGUUUAUAAUGGCUCUGAUUGUACUGGGGCUGUUCACGGUGAUUGGGAUAUUCUACAGUGUACUUGUGGCCACUAUGGUUGGUCAACGAAUUUGGCAACGACACUAUCACAUUCUUGCUAAAAGGAUGCUUACAAAGGAGUAUGUAGUUGAAGAUGUAGAUGGUGAGUUGCCAGGAUCUGAUUGGACUCCCCCUCCUCUCCCACCAGAGCAUGUGCAACAGCUUAAAUCUCUUGGGCUUUUGUAAGCUAAUUUAAGAGAAGCAGGUAAUGUUGUAUUAGAAAUUUAGAAUGUAAUAUGGAUGGCCAGUCAACUGAUAUAUUGCUAAUUCGUCAUAGCAGUGUUUCGAAGAGAGCUCGACGUUUAUUUUGUUUGAUCAUAUACUAGGUGGUCGAAUGAUCCUUUAUGGGAACAAACUUUGGUGAUGGUUUUCACUUGCUCUACUGUCAGUACAGGUAUAAUCUGUUACCAUGCACAUACCGAGUUACCAAUAUGCAUUACAAAAUGAUAGAUUGUCAUCUUUUGGCACAUGAAAGUGCGAUAGGUUUCAUACAAGAGUAUCUGGUUUGGGAAAACAAUUGUAAUGUCUUCUUGAUAAAACUAUAUUGGCUCUAUCUUUGGGGCUUUUCUGAGGGGUUAACAGUGCAAGUGUUCUGGUGUUUGUUUCCUCUUUUUUUUUUUUUUUUUUUUUUUGUGAGAAUUUGAUGCUGACAACUCCUGUAGAUGUACAUGUAGUCUAUUAGUAACAACCAUUGUACAAGUAGAUUUUUCCAAGCCAAACAAAAGGGAAAGUAGUGACCAAGUGAACUACGCAUUCAAGAUUUACCCAAAUUAUGUAUCGAACUAUUGGGUAAUUUAUGUAUUGAAAUCAGUAACUUGCUUCAA
Molecule: messenger RNA, 1929 nt
Organism: Chenopodium quinoa (quinoa)
Lineage: Eukaryota; Viridiplantae; Streptophyta; Magnoliopsida; Caryophyllales; Amaranthaceae
Exons: 7
Coding region: 305-1291 (328 amino acids)
Molecular function (GO): zinc ion binding
Source: RefSeq, a predicted model, not a curated record